AUGCAAAGGUUACUUCGAGUUGCCUCCACACGAGAGCGGAUUAGCUUCAUCCAAUCCGGAUUGGCUGAUGGGGGCAUGCGCCCAAUAGAUGGGGUAAUCACCUUUCCCUCAAUAGACCCCAACCGAGUGUUACAACCACAUCAAGACGCCUUCAUCCUGACAUUGGGUAUCAAUGAUUUCGAUAUAGGGUUCCCACCAUUCGCCUUAGAAAAUCCCGGGCGGAUAUUGUCAGGAUUCAAUGGAGUUUCAACCACCUCUUUGGGAUAUGUCAUGCUACCCGUCCAAGCCGAACCAGUUAUCUUGAAUGUGCAAUUUUCAGUGGUAGAAGACUUGUCCCCUUUCAACGCCAUCAUGGGGUGCACAUGGCUACAUGGCAUGAAGGUCAUCCCCUCUACGUAUCACCAAGUGGUAAGUUAUGUAACUGAGGAUGGAAAGAUCAACUUCUAUGGAAGCCAGUUGGCAGCACGCCAAUGUUAUCAAGUAGCGCAUGAGUCCAUAGCCACUGGCGAUAAUGAACCAUCCAUGAAACCAGCGGACGCGGUUGAACAAUAG
Vitis riparia (riverbank grape) is the source of this 552-nucleotide messenger RNA. RefSeq lists its product as uncharacterized. Lineage: Eukaryota; Viridiplantae; Streptophyta; Magnoliopsida; Vitales; Vitaceae. The coding region runs from base 1 to 552 and encodes 183 amino acids. The record is from RefSeq and is a predicted model, not a curated record. The transcript has 2 exons.